AUGGAACGCGAUGUAAACUCAAGUGCGGGGCAUAGCGGAAAAAGAAGCAACAGCUGCAUGCCAUCGACGCACGGUCGUCCGCAACAGCGCAGGAACUCCAAGUGUGACUGGAAUCCGCCUGUAGACACCAGUACGUUGCCCGCCGCCGGCCUGUCCUCCAGUCGCUGUACAAGGGACUUCGCUGCGCGCUGUAACCUGCUGCUACACAGCGGGAUGAAACGCGCGCCAGCCGCUUUUCCGAGCAAUACCUAUGAGCAGGCGCCGUCGCCUCGGAACUACCGGGGAUGGAACCACAGGUACGGCGACACGGCCCCUUUGCCGGCAUCGACGGAGGAAGGGGUCACCAGCCCCAAGCAGUCCCUUCAAGACAAGCUGCGCCAGCAGUACGCCCGCUACAAUCGUGUGUUCCGUGACCCUCCACCGGCGGACCCGCCUGCGGUGAAACCUGGCGCUCCUAUGUCCGAGUUGGAGGCGAACAGGCAGCGCAUCAUGCGCCACUGCUGCAUCUUCAAUGACACGCAGGAAUCCGAUAAACGGAAACAGGAACGUGAUGUGGGUAGCUCUCCGACAGCACGGCCCUCUGAGUACGCUUCGCCCGGCCGGUCUCCCGGUGGCCAGCAGCAUGACAUCACCGAUGAAAGCCCCAAUUUCAAGGCACCCCUGGUUACGGAGAGGACCAUCAUCGGCGGCACCCGGACAGUGAUGCCACGCGAUCCGGAGUGGGAGGUGGUUGCCAUGCGGAUGUCCUGCAUCGAUGCGCUGAUGUCGGAGCGUGACAUCGAGGAGCUGGCGCACAAGGCCGACAUGCAGGUGGUAUCGAUCCACCUGGAUCGCAACAUAAUAUCGCACAUCUGUAACGGCACCGGCACCAUCAAGUGCCGCCACACCGGCGGUGAGGAGGGCCUGAUGUACUUCGCGCAGCUGCUGGCAAAGCGAGGCAUCCGCCUCUACAUAACGGACAUCGUCUCCCGAUCUAACGCGAGCCGAGAAGGAUCAUAG
This is a messenger RNA of Babesia bigemina, 999 nucleotides long. RefSeq lists its product as hypothetical. Bases 1 to 999 code for a protein of 332 amino acids. The transcript has a single exon. NCBI's taxonomy places the organism in Eukaryota, Apicomplexa, Aconoidasida, Piroplasmida, Babesiidae. The record is from RefSeq and is a predicted model, not a curated record.